This is a messenger RNA of Thamnophis elegans (Western terrestrial garter snake), 1538 nucleotides long. RefSeq names its product haloacid dehalogenase-like hydrolase domain-containing protein 3. The record is from RefSeq and is a predicted model, not a curated record. The transcript is spliced from 2 exons. Lineage: Eukaryota; Metazoa; Chordata; Lepidosauria; Squamata; Natricidae. Bases 694 to 1416 code for a protein of 240 amino acids.
GGAGGGGGGCGGGGGCGGGGGCUGGCGAGGGCUCCGGGGCGGCAGAGGCUCCUUGGGGAAACGGCUGUGGGCCGCUUCGAGCCGGAAGCACAGAGGGCGCCCGGGGUUGCCUGGCAUCGCCGGCUGACCCUUAGUGAGGGGUCUCCAACCUUGGCAACUUUUAAGACUUGUGGACUCCAACUCCCAGAAUUCCUCAGCGCUCAAAGCUAAGCCAGCAAAGCUAAGUUGGCUGAAGAAUUCUGGGAGUUGAAGUCCACAAUAAGACAUAAAUUGCCAAGGUUGGAGACUCCUGCCCUAAAGGCCCCUUGGGGGCUACCGGCAGGCUGUCUGCCCAGCGGCGGAUGGCCCCGCCCCCCGACGGCCUCGGAGCCUCGGAAAUUGGCGGAGGGCCGCCCGAGUCCCCGCGACCCCAGUUUGGGGUUUGGGUGAGAUCGCCGAGGAGGCAGCUUGGGGGCUGUGCGACCGCCCCCGCCCCCUUUAGAAGCAGCCCUGGGUGCGGGACCAAACGCUCUUCCUUUUCGAGGGACACCGCUGUCCCGGCCCUGCUGCCGGCUUGGCGGGCUGCACAGGACGGCCGGGUGCACGGAAGGAGACAGCCCUCGCCCCCCCGCCUUGGCAUCCCACGCCCCUCCGGUUGCCUUGAGGGUGAAGGGGCUCUACGGGAGGUGGGAGUGUUGUGUUAAGGCAGCUGUUAUGCUGAGACUUCGUCUUUUGACCUGGGAUGUCACAGACACUCUGCUUCGUCUCCGGGUACCCGUGGGGCAGAGUUAUUCCGCCGAGGCCCAGGCCUUUGGCCUCCAGGUACCGGCUGAGGUGCUCAACCACUCCUUUUCCCAAGCUCAUAUAUCCCAUAGCCAGCGUUUCCCCAACUAUGGCUUGGGCCAGGGCCUCAGCUCCAAGCAAUGGUGGUUUGGGGUUGCCUUGGAGACCUUCCAGCUUGCCGGAAUUCAUGACACUGGUGUUCUUUGGCCCGUUGCCGAAAAACUCUACCGGGAUUAUAGUAGCCCAAAGAAUUGGGACCUGGUCCCAGGUGCCAUUGAGGUACUCCAGUGGUGCCAGCAACAGGGGAUCCCCAUGGGAGUGGUCUCCAACUCUGACCGCAGGGUGCAAGAGAUUCUGAGCCGGUGCAACCUCCGACAAUAUUUUCAGUUUGUCUUAACCUCGGAAGAAGUGGGGUUUGCCAAGCCAGACCUGCGCAUUUUUCUGGAAGCCCUCCGCAGUGCCAACGUGGAGCCCCAGCUGGCUGCUCAUGUGGGGGACCAUUACGUGAAUGACUACUUGGCUGCAAGGAAGGCUGGGCUGCACAGCUUCCUGUUUAAAAUGGCCAGGGGGCUGGUUGACAGCAACAUGGAGGUACCAGAAAACCACCUUCUAUCUUCACUUUUAGAUCUGCAGGCUCGGAUAGAGAAAGGCUAAAAGUAAAUGGCUGGAUUUCGGCAGCUGUUUCUAGCAGAGGAAAUUGCAAUUUUAACAACUCUUAACAUGAACCCGAAGUAAGACCAAUAAAAUCUUUAUCACUGCUGAUAAGAGUUUGCAGC